AUGUAAAAUAAACCAAAUGAAGAAAAAGUAAAAUAAAGAGUUUACCUCAACAAUUUAGGGUUUAAGGUAAGCCCUAGAAAUAAAUUUGCUUCUUGUCGACUAAACGUUUUAGGUGAUACGAAAUUGACGAGUUGCAGGCGGAGAGGAGGUGAAAUGGGGGCCUAUAAGUACGUUGAAGAGCUAUGGAAGAAGAAGCAAUCGGAUGUGAUGAGGUUCUUGCAGAGAGUGAGGUGCUGGGAAUAUCGGCAGCUUCCUGGCAUAGUCAGGGCGAACAGACCCACAAGGCCUGACAAGGCCCGACGUCUUGGCUACAAGGCCAAGCAAGGUUUUGUCAUUUACCGCGUGAGAGUUAGACGUGGAGGCCGGAAAAGGCCUGUUCCUAAAGGUAUUGUGUAUGGUAAACCAACUAAUCAAGGUAUCACACAGCUCAAGUUCCAGCGCAACUUGAGAUCUGUGGCGGAGGAGCGAGCUGGCCGGAAGCUGGGGGGACUAAGAGUUUUGAACUCUUACUGGAUAAAUCAGGAUUCAACCUACAAAUAUUUUGAAAUAAUUCUUGUUGAUGAAGCACACAAGGCUAUCCGAAAUGAUCCUAGAAUAAACUGGAUAUGCAAUCCUGUUCACAAGCACAGAGAACUUCGAGGACUAACAUCUGCUGGUAAGAAGUACAGGGGGCUCCGAGGAAGAGGUCACCUCUUCCACAAGAAUCAGCCCUCUAGGCGUGCUACUUGGAAGAGAAACAACAGUCUUUCUCUUCGACGAUACCGUUAGAUUGCAGGCCCUUGACAGGCUUUUAUCUGGAAUUGUCUUGAGAUUAAUAUUUCUAUACAUUUCAAUUUUUCUUUGCACCAUUGUUGAGAACUUGAGACAAAUGCCGGCAUAGUUUUUGUAUAACUCUGGUUAAUUUUUUUCUUAAAGAAACAAUUGAAUGGGAUUGCUUUAAACUGAA
Molecule: messenger RNA, 946 nt
Organism: Cryptomeria japonica (Japanese cedar)
Lineage: Eukaryota; Viridiplantae; Streptophyta; Pinopsida; Cupressales; Cupressaceae
Product: large ribosomal subunit protein eL15z
Exons: 4
Coding region: 154-768 (204 amino acids)
Biological process (GO): cytoplasmic translation
Cellular component (GO): ribosome; cytosolic large ribosomal subunit
Molecular function (GO): RNA binding; structural constituent of ribosome
Source: RefSeq, a predicted model, not a curated record